CGACGCGCUGGCGGGAGGGACAGCAGCCAGCCAGCCGGUGGCGCAGCCGUGCUGGUUUUAAGAGGCUGCUCCCAUGAGGUUAAAUCAGAACAUUUUGCUGCUGGGGAAGAAGGUGGUGCUGGUACCCUACACCUCGGAGCACGUGCCUAGGUAUCAUGAGUGGAUGAAAUCAGAGGAGCUGCAGCGUUUGACAGCCUCAGAGCCGCUGAGCCUGGAGCAGGAAUAUGCCAUGCAGCAGAGCUGGCGGGAGGAUGCGGACAAGUGCACCUUCGUUGUGUUGGAUGCCGAGAAGUGGCGGGCCCAGCCAGGCCCCACUGAGGAGAGCUGUAUGGCGGGAGAUGUGAACCUCUUCCUCACAGACCUAGGGGACCCUUCCCUGGGGGAGAUCGAGGUCAUGAUUGCAGAGCCCAACUGCAGGGGCAGAGGCUUUGGCACAGAGGCCGUUCUCAUGAUGAUGUCUUAUGGAGUGGCCAAGCUGGGUCUGACCAAGUUUGAGGCUAAAAUUGGGCAAAGAAAUGAACCAAGCAUCCGGAUGUUCCAAAAGCUUCACUUUAAGCAGGUGGCCGUGAGCAGCAUCUUCCAGGAGGUGACACUGAGACUGACAGUGAGCCAGCGGGAGCGGCAGUGGCUCCUGGAGCAGACCAGCUACGUGGAAGAGAGGCCCUACAGGGAUGGGUCAUCGGAGCCCCACUGUGUCAGUGGCUCCACAAGGCCAGAGCCCUGCACCAGGCGGUGAACCGACGGGCUUGGGUAUGGAGUGCUCCUGGCCUCCUGCAGGCUGGCAGCGUGGCUGAGUGACUCCAGGGCCCACCCGGACUCAGGCUCUCGGAACCUGGAGGGAACAACACAAAUCCGCGGGAGGACGGAUGCAGGGUGGAGCGGGGAGCUGGAGGCAGAGGGGACCCUGGCAGAUGGGCAGGAUCUGCCUUCCCCUGAAGGCCAGAGGCACCGCCCUGGGGCUGAGGCCUGGCCCGGAGUAAAGUGAUCAUGCAGCUUU
This is a messenger RNA of Manis pentadactyla (Chinese pangolin), 997 nucleotides long. RefSeq names its product N-acetyltransferase 9 (putative) (gene NAT9). Gene Ontology annotation, molecular function: N-acetyltransferase activity. Gene Ontology annotation, biological process: protein acetylation. The record is from RefSeq and is a predicted model, not a curated record. Bases 74 to 736 code for a protein of 220 amino acids. NCBI's taxonomy places the organism in Eukaryota, Metazoa, Chordata, Mammalia, Pholidota, Manidae. The transcript has 7 exons.